This is a messenger RNA of Paramecium octaurelia, 175 nucleotides long. The record is from the annotation of a GenBank genome assembly. Lineage: Eukaryota; Ciliophora; Oligohymenophorea; Peniculida; Parameciidae.
AUGCAAUAUGAUGUGAAAUAACCAGAGUCGAGAUAAAUUUAUUAUAUCAUUAUAACUUAACCUCUGAUUACCUAGUAAAUAUCUUUUUUAAUAGUUUAGCGUCUCCAUAACAGUGGGUUAAACCACUUUAAGAAAUUGUUUAGGAUAAUAUAAAUAAUAGUAUAAAAAUAAUUGA